AAGCGAGAAGACGAGGAAUUGAUUAACAGUAAUAACAAUGUCAAGCAAGCUGAGGAAGGCAAUAGGAGCAGUGAAGGAUCAGACGAGCAUCGGACUUGCCCUGGUAGCCAAAAACAACUCCUCGAAUCUGGAAAUCGCAAUUCUCAAGGCCACAACUCAUGACGCCGUGCCAAUCGAAGAGAAGUAUGUGAACGAGAUUCUCCUCUACAUCUCCUCUUCCAAGCACUACGCAGCUGCUUGUGCGCAGGCCAUCGCUAAGCGCAUUGGCCGCACGCGCAAAUGGAUAGUGGCACUCAAAUCCCUAAUGCUCGUCCUCCGCAUCUUCCAAGACGGAGACCCUCACUUCCCACGCGAAGUCCUCCUUGCCAUGAAACGAGGUGCCAAGAUCCUAAACCUCUCCAGCUUCCGUGACGAUUCUAACUCAAGCCCUUGGGACUUCACCGCCUUCGUUCGCACCUUCGCACUCUAUCUGGAUAAACGUCUCGAGGGCUUCCUUACGGGCAAGCUCCAGCGCAGGGCUGUCUAUAAGGAACAGAACAAUAAACACAGAAACCAUCGCAGGAACGAGUCCGUGUGCGACAUGAAGCCCCCUGUUUUGCUGGAUCGUAUCAACCACUGGCAGUGCUUGCUCGAUCGGGCAAUCGCUACCAGGCCAACCGGUGCCGCCAAAUGCAACCGUCUUGUGCAGAUCUCUCUCUACUCCAUUGUCAGGGAGAGCUUCGAUCUCUACCGUGACAUCUCCGACGGCCUCGCUCUUCUCCUCGAUAGCUUCUUUCACCUCCAAUAUCAAUCCUGUUCCGACGCGUUUCAGUCCUGCGUUAAGGCCUCGAAGCAAUUCGACGAAUUGUGUGGGUUUUACACCUUGUGCAAGAAUAUCGGUGUGGGACGCUCGUCGGAGUAUCCGAGCGUCCAGAAGAUCUCCGAUGAGCUCAUAGACACGCUUAAAGAAUUCCUCAAAGAUCAAGCAUCUUUCCCUACUGGGGCUCCGAGGCCACCGCUCCAGCCUGCCGCCUACUUGCUUCUCCCUUCGCCUUCACCACCACCACCUGACUGCUCUGCAUCGACUUCUGGACGGCUCGAAAAUGUUGACCAACAAUCCGAUGAAGGAUCCGAGACUCACAACCGACGCGCCUCGCUAGAGGACCUGAUCUGCGUGACUGACGCAGUAACAAGCCCAUCCAUCUCCAUGGGUCAACACCAAUUUGAGAAAUUUUCCCAAAUUGAAGAUUUGACGAAUUUGAAUGUGAAUCCGAAUCAAACUGGGACGGCUUCAAUGGAGAUGGACCUAUUAUUCUUCGACGAUGAUGAUGAUCAGCAGACACCGGUGUCUGUAGAAACUGCAGGCCACGGCGGCGGAGGAAGAGAAGGGUGGGAGCUCGUGCUGGCGGAGACUGCGAGUGACAUGUCCAUGCCAUCGUCUUCCCAAGCAGAUUCUGGCUUCGAACCCUCGUUUCUGGAUAGCCUUUACAGCAAUCAGGCCCCAGUAGUCCAGCUCCAACAACCCACCUACAACCCAUUCCUCCAGGACACUAGUGGGAUUGAUGAGACAUCCACCAUUGCCUCUGCACAAACAGCAAUUGUUCCCGUCGUCGUCGUCUCCGAUACAUUUUCUUCCCUCCCAACGUUUCAGGCAACCCCAAAAUUCAGUGCGCAGAAAUCCGAAGACCUCAUGGCAUCAAACUGGAACGUAGAAGAUGAUCCUUUCGCACCAUUUCCUUCUCAAACGGAUCAAAUCUUGGAUACUUCCACCAAUCAACAACAGCAACUGCUACGUGAACAGCAGUUGUGGUUGCAAAACCAAAACGAAAUUAUAGCUAGGCAUGUAAAUAUAACUUGAUUGAAUCCCAGAACCCCAAUAUUAAUUCAUAUUUUUUACAGAAUUCAGAAAAAGAAAAUGGAAAUUCU
Molecule: messenger RNA, 1905 nt
Organism: Telopea speciosissima
Lineage: Eukaryota; Viridiplantae; Streptophyta; Magnoliopsida; Proteales; Proteaceae
Product: clathrin coat assembly protein AP180-like
Exons: 1
Coding region: 38-1837 (599 amino acids)
Biological process (GO): vesicle budding from membrane; clathrin coat assembly; clathrin-dependent endocytosis
Cellular component (GO): clathrin-coated vesicle; clathrin-coated pit
Molecular function (GO): 1-phosphatidylinositol binding; SNARE binding; clathrin heavy chain binding
Source: RefSeq, a predicted model, not a curated record